Halteromyces radiatus is the source of this 1275-nucleotide messenger RNA. RefSeq names its product CP2 transcription factor-domain-containing protein. NCBI's taxonomy places the organism in Eukaryota, Fungi, Mucoromycota, Mucoromycetes, Mucorales, Cunninghamellaceae. The transcript has 5 exons. Gene Ontology annotation, cellular component: nucleus. Gene Ontology annotation, biological process: regulation of transcription by RNA polymerase II. The annotation marks the transcript as partial. The record is from RefSeq and is a predicted model, not a curated record. Gene Ontology annotation, molecular function: RNA polymerase II cis-regulatory region sequence-specific DNA binding; DNA-binding transcription activator activity, RNA polymerase II-specific.
UUGACUUAUUUGAAUCGUGGACAAGCCUAUGCUAUUCAUUUUCAGGAUCAACAACAAGACUUAGCGGAUGAUAUAUUGGUUACAAGUACUAUUUCAAUUACUUUCCAUGAUGUGGCUCAUAGACAGGCAUCUCAAAAUUACUGGCGAUUCUGGCUCAGUCAACAAGAUCGACCCAACGAGGCCCGUGCAUUGGAUUUAGAUGCUCAGCAAUCAUCUGGUUUGGUUAAUGUACAUUAUCCUUCCUUUGAUUGUAUUACUUUCCAAUGGAAAUCUCAUCUUGGUGCUUCCCUCUAUAUUCGUUUCAACUGUUUAUCAACUGAUUUCUCAAGAAUCAAGGGUGUUAAAGGUAUUCCAUUACGUGCUCUUGUUGAAUCUUCUUGUUCUUCAACCUCUUCCUCUGUACCGUCAGCAACAACUGGAUCAACAUCGUCACCAUCUUCAUCACCAUCAAGUCCAACUCAAAUUCAAUCCAAUGUUUCUUCUACUAAUGAUUUGGGGAAAUAUACAGAGAAAUCCUUUUGCAAAAUCAAGCUAUUUAGAGAUAAGAUUUCGAAACAAUUGGAAAAACUCAAAGCUGAAGGUAACCCACAACACAAUCCACUUUGGCAUUUCUACAAUCGACCAGCGGUGCCUUAUAGCACUUUUGAACCUUUGCCAAAAGAAGAUGAUGUGAUCAAGGAUGAAUACUCAAUGACAGCGGCGCUUCCUUUAUUGUCCAAUAAUGCUCCUGUGUCCAUUGUAUCAAAUCCGGCCAUACAACCUCUUGUUCAUAGCGAUAACAUUAAUGCCAACAAUAAUAACAACAAUAAUCAACAAGAACAACAACAGCAGCAACAUGGCAGUAACAUGACCAUCAUGUCGUCAUUUUAUCCAUCAACGUUUCAAUAUUCUCCCCAUUUUGUACAACCUACUACUCCAUAUAUAUUCAACCCCAAAGAUCAAUCAUCAUCAUCUGUGGAAUUGAAACGUAUUGAAUUGGAAACAUUGACUGUCCAACAUUUGAUUAUCAAACUCAGUGCCUUGUUUUCCCUUCAAGCUCACAGCGUGACAGAAGUACUAUGGCGACGCGAUCCUACUAGCAAUACCUUGGGCUCACAUCAUCAUCAACUUUAUCACAAGAAAUCUGCAACGUCAACAGGAGCAACAGCAUCUGGUAACAAUUUGAUGGUACUUGUAGAAGAUAGUGUACUGGAACAUUUUCCUGAUCAAACGAUUAUGAAUGUACAAUGGGAAAUCAGUUCGUCUGGUACGGUGCGAUUGAUCUUGGACUUUUAA